Molecule: messenger RNA, 3339 nt
Organism: Syzygium oleosum
Lineage: Eukaryota; Viridiplantae; Streptophyta; Magnoliopsida; Myrtales; Myrtaceae
Product: serine/threonine-protein phosphatase BSL1
Exons: 21
Coding region: 269-2932 (887 amino acids)
Biological process (GO): brassinosteroid mediated signaling pathway
Molecular function (GO): protein binding; phosphoprotein phosphatase activity
Source: RefSeq, a predicted model, not a curated record
GCUCCGGACUCUACCCCCGCCGCCGCCGCCGCCGCCGAUUCGCCGUCGUCCGCCCCCGGCCGAAUCGAGAAGCUCCCGGCGGCCGGCUCGCGCGGGUCCCGUCGGAGCCUCUUCGGGGCCCCGCGGCGGAUCGUCGCCCGACGAACACUCCUCGAUCUGGUUCCCUGCCGAGGGUUCGGGUUCGGGUUCGGGGCCUGGUUUGGGAUCGACUGAAUUCCGACCUCGGUCCUGCGGGCAGGGGAGGCUUGUCGCUUUCCUGCGGGGUUCCAUGGGUUCCAAGCCAUGGCUGUACCCGGCUCCGACCUAUCGGAACUUGGAGACCUACUGGGACACCGACGAGGACGCCCCCGGCUCCCGCGUGGCCCACACCCUCACCGCCGUCGCCGCCACCAAGUCCCACGGCCCCCGCCUGAUCCUCUUCGGCGGCGCCACGGCCAUCGAGGGGGGCGCCGCCUCCUCCGCCCCGGGCAUCAGAUUAGCCGGAGUCACGAAUUCAGUACAUUCUUACGAUGUUCUCACCAGGAAAUGGACAAGAAUGAAACCUGCGGGUGAGCCGCCGUCUCCUAGGGCGGCACACGCGGCGGCUGUGGUAGGCACUAUGGUUGUCUUUCAGGGUGGCAUAGGUCCUGCUGGGCAUUCCACGGAUGAUCUUUUUGUGCUAGACUUGACAAAUGACAAGUUCAAGUGGCACAGGGUGUUGGUGCACGGGCAGGGUCCAGGGCCUCGAUAUGGUCAUGUGAUGGACUUGGUUGCUCAGAGAUAUCUUGUUACUGUCAGCGGCAAUGAUGGAAAAAGAGUUCUUUCGGAUGCUUGGGUACUGGAUACUGCCCAGAAACCUUAUGUUUGGCGCAAGCUCAACCCAGAAGGUGAUAGACCUUCAGCAAGAAUGUAUGCAACAGCUAGUGCACGAUCAGAUGGCAUGUUUUUGCUUUGUGGUGGAAGAGACUCCUCAGGGGCACCACUGGCCGAUGCUUAUGGCCUGCUUAUGCAUAGGAAUGGUCAAUGGGAGUGGACUCUUGCUCCUGGGGUAUCGCCUUCGCCACGGUACGAACAUGCUGCGGUCUUUGUUGGUGCUCGGUUGCAUGUCACAGGAGGUGCAGUCAAAGGAGGACGUGCGGUGGAGGGUGAAGCAGCUAUAGCAGUUUUGGACACCGCUGCUGGAGUUUGGCUGGAUAGAAAUGGACUUGUAACUUCGUCUCGCACUAGCAAGGAUCACUCUCAGUAUGAUCCUGCAUUGGAGCUUAUGCGCCGUUGCCGCCAUGCAGCUGCGGCUAUUGGUGUUCGCAUAUAUGUCUACGGUGGUCUUAGAGGAGAUAUGCUGCUUGAUGAUCUUUUGGUCGCCGAAAAUUCGCUGUUCCAGUCGGAUAGUGAUUCUCCAAUGUUAACAUCGGAGAGGGCCUCACCUAUCGGUAGUCCAAAAUUUAAUGCAUCUAUACUUGCUCCUGCAACAUCUCCAACUUCAGAUAGUGCACUAGAUAUUUCAUCUGGCAGCACGGGUUCCAGCAUGGACAAAAACUCGAUGGAAAAACUCAGGGAGGCUUCUGCUGCUGAAGCUGAGGCGGCUAAUGCUGUCUGGCAAGCUGUUCAAUCGGCAUCUUCUGUCCCUGCAGAAGAAACAUCAGUAUCAGAUGAAAACUCUCAAGCAACUGAAACUGCUUCAGAUGGUAGUGACACUGAGGGAGAUGUUCGUCUUCAUCCUAGAGCUGUGGUAGUUGCUAAAGAGGCUGUAGGUAACCUUGGUGGAAUGGUAAGACAGCUAUCACUGGAUCAAUUUGAAAAUGAGAGCAGACGGAUGGUUCCGAUGAAUAAUGAGCUGUCAUAUCCUACAAAAAAGUUCACCAGACAAAAAUCUCCUCAAGGCUUGCAUAAGAAGAUUAUAUCCACUUUGCUUCGGCCUCGAAAUUGGAAAGCUCCUGCUAAUAGGAGGUUUUUCCUGGAUUCUUACGAAGUUGGGGAGCUCUGUUAUGCUGCAGAACAGCUUUUCAUGCAUGAGCCAACAGUUCUUCAGUUAAAAGCUCCAGUUAAAGUAUUCGGUGACCUACAUGGUCAAUUUGGUGAUCUCAUGCGUUUGUUUGAUGAAUACGGGUUUCCUUCCACUGCAGGAGAUAUAACCUAUAUUGACUAUUUGUUUUUGGGAGAUUACGUUGAUCGGGGACAGCACAGUUUGGAGACUAUAACUUUGCUUCUUGCUCUUAAGAUUGAAUACCCAGAAAAUGUUCACCUGAUACGAGGAAACCACGAGGCAGCUGACAUAAAUGCGCUUUUCGGUUUUCGUCUUGAAUGCAUUGAACGAAUGGGAGAAAAUGAUGGAAUAUGGGCAUGGACACGGUUUAAUCAACUUUUCAACUGUCUUCCGCUUGCUGCUCUCAUAGAGAAAAAGAUAAUCUGUAUGCAUGGUGGCAUAGGAAGGUCUAUACAUUCUGUAGAACAAAUUGAGAAGCUUGAAAGGCCAAUAACAAUGGAUGCCGGAUCCAUAAUAUUGAUGGACCUUUUGUGGUCUGAUCCAACAGAAAAUGACAGUGUAGAAGGUUUGAGGCCAAAUGCUAGAGGGCCAGGCCUUGUCACAUUUGGGCCUGACAGGGUCACAGACUUCUGCAAGAAAAACAAAUUACAACUUAUCAUAAGGGCCCAUGAAUGUGUUAUGGAUGGGUUUGAGCGGUUUGCUCAGGGACAGUUGAUUACCCUCUUUUCUGCAACUAACUAUUGUGGAACUGCAAACAAUGCUGGAGCAAUAUUAGUUGUUGGAAGGGGUUUGGUUGUCGUUCCCAAGUUGAUACAUCCCCUGCCACCUCCCCUUCAAUCACCGGAGACAUCUCCGGAGCGUGUCAUUGAGGACACCUGGAUGCAGGAACUCAACAUUCAAAGACCACCGACACCUACCAGGGGUCGUCCACAGCCCGACCUUGACCGAAGCUCCCUUGCAUAUAUUUGAUUUCGGCCAAAUAGUGUGGAGACACUAAAUCUUCGUUGCUGGAUUAGCGGGCUUAAUUUACAGCUUGUCAUGGUCAGGCAGACCAUUCGCCACCCUAGGGCAUGUGGUAGACUUGUCUACUGUGGAAUAUGACAAUUGGGCUUGUUUGUUGCAUAGGUGUAUACAUAGCUUGAGAGUGGUAGCAAAUUUUACCAGUUAUUGUUGAGUGUUUCUCUCUUUUUUUCCCCACCCUCUUUUUUCCCACCCGCAUUGAGAUUACCACAUGUACAUGUAUAUUAGGUCUUUGUAAGAGAUGAGGAAGAUAAAGCUCAAUACAGGGUUAGCCGUGCCAGUGGUAUUUACUAUUGUAAUGUAAAUGCUUCUCUGAUUUUGAUGAUUUAAUCUUAAAUUCAUGUCUUUUUUGAAAA